AUGGGCCCAAUUGGUGGUGAUGAGGCCUCCCUGCCGCCCGAGUAUCGACACUAUGGACAUUUUGGCGGCGCAGGGUACUACGGUGGUUCCGGCUCGUACGGCUACUAUGGCAGCGGUUCAAAUGGAGGCGGCUCGGGCGGCUAUUAUGGCAGCGGUGGAAGCGGUUCGAAAGGUGACGGCUCGGACGGCUACUAUGGCGGCGGUGGCAGCGGUUCAAAUGGAGGCGGCUCGGACGGCUACUAUGGCGGCGGUGGCAGCGGUUCAAAUGGAGGCGGCUCGGACGGCUACUAUGGCAGCGGUGGAAGCGGUUCGAAAGGUGACGGCUCGGACGGCUACUAUGGCGGCGGUGGCAGCGGUUCGAAAGGUGACGGCUCGGACGGCUACUAUGGCGGCGGUGGCAGCGGUUCAAAUGGAGGCUCGGACGGCUACUAUGGCAGCGGAUCGAACGGUGACGGCUCGGACGGCUACUAUGGCAGCGGCAGCGGUGGCUACUACGUGCAUCAUCACUGGGUAGAUGGCAGCGGCAGUGGCGCAAUUGGUGGCCACGGUGGCUCCUAUGUGCAUCAUCACUAUGUGGAUGGCAGCGGCAGUGGCGCAAUUGGUGGCCACGGUGGCUCCUAUGUGCAUCAUCACUAUGUGGAUGGCAGCGGCAGUGGCGCAAUUGGUGGCCACGGUGGCUCCUAUGUGCAUCAUCACUAUGUGGAUGGCAGCGGCAGUGGCGCAAUUGGUGGCCACGGUGGCUCCUAUGUGCAUCAUCACUAUGUGGAUGGCAGCGGCAGUGGCGCAAUUGGUGGCCACGGUGGCUCCUAUGUGGAUGGUCAUUACCAUGGACAUGGUGCACAUGGUACUUACUAUGGCGGCGGUGCGCAUGUGGGUUACUAUGUUAAUGGCCACUGGGUGGCUGGUGGUGGACAUGGGCACGGUGUCGUGGAUGGAUCAGGCGAUGCCGCAGAAGGGGAUGGCUCGUCACAGUACGGACACGCAGUGAAGCACAUCAUCGAGAAGAACUACUAUGAUGUGCAAACCAAGACACACAUCAUUCACAAGCCCAUCCCUGUCGCCGGACCGGUGCAGUACAAGUCAGUAGAACUUCCCGCCAAGCCGCUUCAUGACUGUUUCAAAGGGUACUCGAACUACAAGAAGUUGUGGGACACGCAGAAGCAGCGCUACUGCUGUUACAAGUACAAACGGUCGUGCACGACCCAGUAUGUCAAGCAUGUCAAGUAUCACACGGUCGUCCACACGAAAGAGGUCCCUGUGCCAGUUACGAAGACCAUCGCAGUGCCAAUCGCCGCAGGGCCGCGAAAGAUCAUCAAGAUCAAAGACUAUGAGAAGCCCGAGCCGCCGAAGGUCAUCCAUGUCAAGGUUCCGGUACCUGCACCGGGUCCACCAGCGAAGGACGUGACCAAAGUGAUUCACUACAAAGUUCAAAAGCCGGUGGAGCAGAUCAUUCACAAGACCCGGGUGAUCAAAAAGCCAGUCCCAGUGGUGCACUAUGUGAAGUAUCCUGUGGAGCAGGAGAGCAAGCCGAAGAUCAUCGUCAAGAAUGAGCACGUCAUGUCCGAGGCUUACGACUGCCACGAUGGUAUGCACCAUUGGAGAGGUGUCUGGGGGAAAGAGAAACGGCUCUACUGCUGCUACAGGACGCAGAUCGGCUGCCCCCACGGCCAUACCAUUGUCACGAACCACACCGUCUACCACACCAAGUACGUGAAGCGUCAGGUCAAGAUGCCAGCGCAGAUCAUCUACAAGGAUGUCACUGACGUGGUCCACAAGCAUGUCGAUCACUCUGAUUUUGACUGCAACUCGGGGUACUCAAACUGGUACUACGGCUGGUCUCCGAAGAAGAAGACAUGGUGUUGUGGCCACGAUCAUAAAGGGUGCCCCGGCACCUGGAAGGGAUACAUCAAGGGGCAAUUGCACGUGGUCGUCCAUCACCACGCAGGCCAUGCUACCGGCAACAUCUAUGAUUGCAAUGCUGGAUUCUCCAACUGGAAGCAUGGUUGGUCAAGGUCCAAGAAGGACUGGUGCUGCCACAACAAGAACAAAGGCUGCGAGCCUUACAACUGCGAAGGUGAGACUGAUGACUGGGAGCAACCGCGCCGUACGUACUGCUGCAACAACUACCAAAUCGCCUGUGCCGUCACGACGCUCAACCCUUUGAAGUGCGAGGCGCCCUGCACCAUCCACGGCGAAACUUCCACGUGCCAAGAACGCAUCGAUUGGACAAAAGAGAACACCUUUGUCGGACGGGGCAACGCUUGUGCACUGGCCUACAGCCAGGUGCAGGUGGAGUGUGAUGUCUGCCGCGCUUGCUCCAUCCAGGAAGCUGGGUGCGGGGUGCCCCAGGGGCAAGGCAGCGAUCCGUACGACUGCGAUGCGGCACUGAGCAACUCCCCCAGGGCCUGGUCUCCUGGGAAGAAGCAGUGGUGCUGCAACCAGAAGCACAAAGGCUGCGAGGGCGACCACCCUCCAGACGUGGACCCCGGUGCCGGCAUGAUGUGGAAGCACGUGCAGGUGAAUGGGUACUGGGUGUGGCAAGUGGUGUCUGCCGGAGGUGUAGGUGGAGGUGCUGUUGGAGGACCCGCCAGCCUUCCCUACGACUGUAACGUUGGCCGCGUGAACUGGGUGCAGGGAUGGUCGGUUCCGAAGCAGAACUUCUGCUGCGCCCACGCCCACUUUGGCUGUGAAGGGCAGAAGAAUGAUGCUGCCGCUGGUGCCACGCACACGACAGUCACUCACCAUACCUACACCACCGUCAGCCAUGGCGGCGGCGGUGGUGGUGCCGGAGGAGCAAUGCACGGCGGUGGUGUGAUCGGUGGAGGUGCACACUGGCACGGGCACUCAGGUGGAGGGAGCUGGCACUCAUCAGGUGGAGGGGGUGCCUGGCACUCAGGUGGAGGUGGUGCCUGGCAUGGACAUGGAGGCAGCUGGCACAGCCACACGGUGACCUACCACAGCGGUGACCAUGCUGUCACCCAUGUCUACCACCAUGGCGGCGACGUCCAUCAUGUUUGA
This is a messenger RNA of Symbiodinium natans, 3018 nucleotides long. Lineage: Eukaryota; Dinophyceae; Suessiales; Symbiodiniaceae. The record is from the annotation of a GenBank genome assembly.